AUGCCUCAUCCGUCCAAAUCAGCUCCUGCUCCCAAGAAGGGCUCUAAAAAGACCGUCAGGAAGGUUCAGAAAAAGGACGGGAAGAAACGUAAACGCAGCCGCAAAGAGAGCUACUCUAUUUACGUGUGCAAGGUAUUGAAGCAGGUGCACCCCGAUAUCGGCAUUUCGUCCAAGGCCAUGGGCAUCAUGAACUCUUUCGUCAACGACAUUUUCGAGCGCAUCGCCAGCGAGGCCUCCCGCCUGGCGCACUUCAACAAGCGCUCGACCAUCACGUCUCGCGAGGUGCAGACGGCCGUGCGCCUGUUGCUGCCCGGGGAGCUGGCCAAGCACGCCGUGUCCGAAGGCACGAAGGCCGUCACCAAGUACACCAGCUGCAAGUGA
Molecule: messenger RNA, 381 nt
Organism: Cynocephalus volans (Philippine flying lemur)
Lineage: Eukaryota; Metazoa; Chordata; Mammalia; Dermoptera; Cynocephalidae
Product: histone H2B type 1-B-like
Exons: 1
Coding region: 1-381 (126 amino acids)
Cellular component (GO): nucleosome
Molecular function (GO): structural constituent of chromatin; DNA binding; protein heterodimerization activity
Source: RefSeq, a predicted model, not a curated record